Messenger RNA from Closterium sp. Naga37s-1, 1323 nucleotides. NCBI's taxonomy places the organism in Eukaryota, Viridiplantae, Streptophyta, Zygnematophyceae, Desmidiales, Closteriaceae. The record is from the annotation of a GenBank genome assembly.
AUGGCUAUCAUUGCCGACCACAGGUUGAAGCGACCUCAGUUCACAUCAGCACGGCUCAAGCGGGCCGAAGUGCUGUACCUGGAAACAGCCACGCACAGCUACGAGCCUGUAUCCGCUAGCAAGGUAAUCUACUCUGUAGCACUUUCCCAGGCCCAGCAGCAGCAGCAGCAGCAAACACAGCUCCUCACUGCUGCUGUAACCCACAUGCACACUCACACGCUCCCUCCCCUGCCUCCUCUCCACACCCUUGCAGAGAGCAAAGCAGCAGACGGGGAAGGGAAAGAGCACCCAGAAGCACCAGCUCACCCCCCUUCCAAGGCACACAAGAGCAGCACUGCAGCAGCUGAUGCUGCAAACGCUAACUCUCCCAACACAAACAGCACCUCUGCUGCCCCCUCUUCAGCAGCAGGAACAGCAGCAGGGGGCAGUCUGAGUGGCCCGAAACGACCCUUCUCUCUCUUCUCCUCUCCUCCCGGGGUCCUAAGCACCACCAGCACCACUUCUGAAACCCAGUGGGUGCUGCCUCAGAUUGCGUUAGCGCACAUGCAUGGGAAGGGAAAGGGGCCGAGAGACACGUACCAAUGGACCCAGUGCGUUCCUCCUCUCCCUCUUGAUCAACUCCGCUCCCACGGCUGCCCUCUUCCCACCGCUUUCACCAAGGUACGCCCUUUAAGGUCUCAGUGGGCUCUGCUGCCUCAGAGUGCGUUGGUCCACGUGCAUGGGAAAGGAAAGGGGUCGAGAGACACGUACCGGUGGACCCAGUGCGUUCCGCCCCUCCCUCUUGACCAGCUUCGCUCCCACGGCUGCCCUCUCCCUGCCGCCUUCACCAAGCCCUUAGAGUCCCAGCUUGUUGUGCCUCAAUCAAAGUGCGUCGGCCCAAGUGCAUGGGAAGGGCAAGGGGCCGAGAGACACGUAUCGCUGGACCCAGUGUGUUCCUCCUCUCCCUCUCGACCAACUCCGUUCCCACGGCUGCCCUCACCCUGCUGCCUUCACCAAGGCGCCUCAAAGGGCAUCUGGGGGCUGCGUGGCCUCUCAUCUGCCCUGGUUCUUGCUCUUCCCACAUUCCUUCUCCUGUUUCAGAUCCUCGAAAGUGGUCUGGCGCGGGACGAGGUGCAGUGGGCAUCUAGAGGGAUCCUUGAGUCUAGCCUGGCAUGGGACGAGGUGCACUGGGCGCCAGGGGGAGUGUGGGUGCGCCUGAUCCUCGAGUCCAGCCUAGCAUGGGACGAGGUGCAGUGGGCGCCAGGGGGGGUGUGGGUGAGGGGGCUGCACUACCCCGUCGUUAGGGCCCACUUCAUGCCCCGCAAAUCAUUCUCCUCGCAUUAG